Molecule: messenger RNA, 2066 nt
Organism: Oreochromis aureus
Lineage: Eukaryota; Metazoa; Chordata; Actinopteri; Cichliformes; Cichlidae
Gene: tfap2b
Product: transcription factor AP-2 beta
Exons: 7
Coding region: 11-1345 (444 amino acids)
Biological process (GO): anatomical structure development; regulation of transcription by RNA polymerase II; regulation of cell population proliferation
Cellular component (GO): nucleus
Molecular function (GO): DNA-binding transcription factor activity, RNA polymerase II-specific; RNA polymerase II transcription regulatory region sequence-specific DNA binding
Source: RefSeq, a predicted model, not a curated record
AGAAGCGACCAUGCUGUGGAAACUAGUUGAGAAUGUCAAGUAUGAAGAUAUUUAUGAGGACCGGCAUGACGGUGUCUCGAGCCACAGCUCGCGGCUGUCCCAGCUGGGUUCAGUGUCGCAUGCGGGACCCUACUCCAGCGCGCCGCCGCUGUCACACGCGCCUUCCUCGGACUUCCAGCCGCCGUACUUUCCUCCGCCGUACCAGCCGCUCGCUCACUACCAGAGCCAGGAUCCGUACUCCCACGUCAGCGACCCAUACUCCCUGAACUCCCUGCACCAGAGUCAGCAGGGAGCAUGGGGAGCCCGUCAGCGGCAAGACCCCACGGGGGACCGGAUGGAAAGCUCCGCUCUGCUGGCGCAGCCUCGGGCCUCGCUGCCCCAGCUAUCCGGGUUGGACCCACGGCGGGACUACGGAGGUGUAAGACGGCCUGAUGUGCUUCUUCACUCCGCUCACCCCGGACUGGAGCCUGGUAUGGGAGACGGACUGCUGCACGGGCUGCACGGUAUGGAGGAUAUUCCGACCGCUGAUGACACCAACGGGACGAACAUCCUGGAUCAAUCAGUGAUAAAGAAAGUCCCCAUGCCACCCAAGAACGUGGGCUCCCUGAUGCUCGGUAAGGACGGGUUGAUCGGAGGAGUGACUGUGAACAUAAACGAGGUGUUCUGCUCGGUACCAGGCCGCCUGUCGCUGCUCAGCUCCACUUCAAAGUAUAAAGUGACCGUAGGUGAAGUGCAGAGGAGACUGUCCCCGCCCGAGUGCCUCAACGCCUCCUUGUUGGGGGGGGUGUUGAGAAGAGCAAAGUCUAAAAACGGUGGGAAAUGCCUGAGAGAAAAGCUGGAGAAGAUUGGACUGAAUCUACCUGCUGGGAGACGCAAAGCUGCCAAUGUCACACUACUAACAUCUCUCGUGGAAGGUGAAGCGGUCCACCUGGCUCGGGAUUUCGGUUACAUCUGCGAGACGGAGUUUCCCACCAAAGCCGUGAGCGAGUACCUCAACCGGCAGCACGCGGACCCCAACGAGCUGCACACGCGGAAAAACAUGCUGCUGGCGACAAAACAGCUGUGUAAGGAGUUCACAGACCUGCUGGCCCAGGACAGGACUCCCCUGGGCAACUCAAGGCCCACCCCCAUCCUGGAGCCUGGCAUCCAGAGCUGCCUCUCCCACUUCUCCUUAAUCACGCAUGGUUUUGGUUCGCCCGCCAUCUGCGCUGCACUCACCGCCCUGCAGAACUACCUCACCGAGGCUCUCAAAGGACUCGACAAGAUGUUUCUCAACAACCCUCCCAACAACCGGCACGGGGAUGCUGGCAAGACCGGCGACAAAGAGGAGAAGCAGCGGAAAUGAAGCAGGAGAAGGAGGGGAGUGAUGAUCGAGAGCUGAGAAGGAGGCAGACACACAGACAGAGGCGUUACACCGUUACUUCUAGCUUUACACCCCUGCGACUGACCUGCCACGCACGGGGCUGAGGUGGAGGAGGAAGGGGAAGGCUCGGCAGAGAGAAAAAGGCAGAGGAAGACACCCGUGGGCCAGUGUCAGAGAGCACAGAGGGAUUUUUCAUCUGUGUUACGUUCUUUUCAUUCCCCUGAGGACAUGGUGGUUACUGUGUUACAUUCAUUUCGCUCCCCCUGCCUGCAUCCUGUGAGACUGAGAUGCUGUGAGCAGCCAACAAACAACAUUGUGUCUGUGUGCCUGAGAGAGUGUGUGCGUGUCUGUGUGUGUGUGUGUGUGUGUGUGUGUGUGUGUGUGUGUGUGUGUGUGUGUGUGUGUGUGUGUGUGUGUGUGUGUGUGUGUGUGUGUGUGUUUGUCUUCACACAGAAAAAGCAUUGUGAGAUUGGGUGAUGAGCAAUCUAUAUGUGAAACAGGGUUGUCUGGUUAUUUAACACAAGAGGAGGGAGAGGAGGGGAGGUGUUAAUUUAUGUGUGUAAAUAUUUAUUUAUAUUAAUUUAAAUGGAUGGUUGUGUAAAUAGGUGCGCCAGCUAUUUUGGAGUAGGCCUAUUAAUCUGUGAUUUGACCUUUGUGAGCCGUUUGGGGGACAGGACUCAUCCAGUGUUUUUCUGUUCUUAUA